Messenger RNA from Calidris pugnax (ruff), 4183 nucleotides. It is a transcript of the gene FHAD1, whose product is annotated as forkhead-associated (FHA) phosphopeptide binding domain 1. Lineage: Eukaryota; Metazoa; Chordata; Aves; Charadriiformes; Scolopacidae. The coding region runs from base 79 to 3882 and encodes 1267 amino acids. Gene Ontology annotation, molecular function: protein binding. The record is from RefSeq and is a predicted model, not a curated record. The transcript is spliced from 28 exons.
CCUGUGUUGGAUGGGGGUUUGCUACGUGAGUAGUUUAUUUUUUUUAAUGUGAGCCUUGCAGGUGAAGGGGGCCAGAGGAUGCGAGCCUUUCUGAAGAGUUCGGAGGGGUGUUUUCAGCUGAACCCGCACACCACCACGAUCGGCAGGCACGGAGGGGCUGACAUCAUCCUGCAGUCUGCAGGUGUAGUAGAUCAUCACGCAGCCCUUGAAAUCACCCCCUGGGACAACAGCUUCGUCCUUCAGGACUUCAGCUCCCUCCAGGGCACCUUUGUCAACGGCUGCCAGGUCCAAAACGCAGCCGUGAAAGUGAGUCCGGGGGAUAUCCUGCGCUUUGGCACAGGGGGAGCAUCCUUCCAGCUGGUGGUGGAUGGGGCUGCCCAGAUGUCAUAUCCCCCUGUAAAGCGUCUCACGGCGUGGACUGGGCAGCUCCAGGUGGUUGCAGAGCCCAAACCCUCGACUCCUGCAUCUUCUUCCCACCUCCCCUCACUGCAAUGGCACCAUCCCCCUGGUUCCUCAGGCCGGUGGGCUCCCGGAGCAACUGGCCACGUGCCCCAUCCACCCCCACGGAAGCAACCCCUGCAUGCCUGGGCUAAGAAUGUGGCCACCACCGUCUCACCGGAUGCUUUCAGUAGGAGCUCCACAGUAAGGACAGUCUCGACCCGUGUCUCAGGCGAUGGUGUGAGCAGUGCUGGGGGAGCCCCUUCCCUGGGAACUCAAGACAUGGAUUUACUCCCGCAGGAGAAGGGUGAGAAGCUUCUGCAACUGGAGAAGGAAAUCGGUCACCUCUCUGGUAGGGAGACAGAAUCCAAGCAGAAAGAUGCAAUGAUAAGAGAUCUGCAGGAUGAGAUUGCAGUGAUGGCAAAGACCUUGGCUCAGGCGGCAGCAAGGAACGAGGUGGAGCUGACCCAGAAGCUGCUCACCUUUGACCGAGAGCUGGGAGCCAAAACGGAGGAGAUCAGAGCCUUGAGGGACCAGAUCAGCAGCCUGCAGAAAGGCUCGAGUCAGGUUUUCUGCCAUUCCCUCUAUGAGAGAGACCUGGAGAUUGGGAGGCUGCGGGAAGAAAGCAAGAAGGUGAAGAAGGAGCACGCUUUGGCUGCAGGUCUGGUGGCCAGCCUGCGGAGGGAGAUUGUGGGCAAGGAGCAAAAAAUGCAGCAACUCAAACAAGAGGUGGAAAAAGUGAAGAAGGAAAACCAGGAAAAGGACAACCAGCUAGCAGUUGUGUCUGCCAAGUGCUCUAGAAUUAAAGAGGAAAUGAAGCGCGGAUGUGGAGAGCGAGAAGUUCUUGCAUGCCGAAAUCGCAUCGGGGAGCUGGAACGUGACUUGGAGGGGCUGCGGGGGGAGGUCCAGAAGUAUUGCGCCGAGCAGGAGAGGAGCCGAGACCAGCUGGCCCAGAAAGCCAAGGCUGAGGAGGAGCUGCAGGAAGCCUGUGCCAGGCAAGCACUGCAGCUGCAGGAGGUGGGGCGCAGGGAGCGCCUGCUGCGAGCUGAUGUGGGGCAGGCCAGGGAGCAGCUGGAGUCCUUCAAAUCCCAAGUGCUGGGAGCCUGUUCUCCAGCAGCAGUAGGAGCUGCAGGGACGGCUGUGACGGAGCAGCAGGUGAUAGAGAAGGUGAGGCAGAUCUCCGAAGAAAGCCAACAAAGUCAUGAGAGAGAGAAGUGUCUGCAGGAGGAAUUAAGUUCCCGGCUCUCAAAGGAGAAGGAGGUGUCUGAAGGUGUCGAGGUGCUCAAGAAAUCACUGCAGGAGCUUCAGGCAUGCCUGAGGAGCUCCUGCAGCAGCGACAGCCUGCGAGGAGAGCUGGGGAGGCUGGAGGAGGUGUGCCUGGUCUCCCCCAUCUCGGCCAUCGGGGCAAUGGUGGUGGAAAUGGCACGUGUCCCCCUGUCCUGGCUGGAGGCUGUGGAGCAGCUCCUGGCCAGCGUGGGGAUAGACCUGCACGCCUCCAGCAAAGGGCUGGUGGCUGCUCUGGGGAGACUGGUGGAAGACAGUCAGGAAACUGCACAGAGGAAUUGGAUGUUGCAGGCCCAAUUAGAGAGGGACCGGGAAUCUCAGGCUGCUCUGCUGCAGGAGCGCAUGAAGGAGCUGGAAGCAAAACACAAGCAAGACCUAGAGAUAAAAAUCCAGCAAAUCAUAAUGGAAAAGGACAAGGAGAGCCAAGAGAUUCUGGAGAGCACUGUGGCCCAGGAGAAGCACAAGUGCAAGCAAUCUGUGGAGGAGGAACAGAAGAAAAUUCAAGACCUGGAGACCCACCUGAGGAGCUUGACUGAGGUAAUGGAAAGGAAGUCAAAGGAACAGGAGGUUUCAGAGUGCAAACUGAGGGAAGCCGUGCACAACCUGCAGGAAGCUGCAACACGAGAGGUGAUGUUACAGCAGCGGGUUCUCACGCAAGAGGAGCAGCUCAAGUCCACUCUGGAGGAGAAUGAGUUACAGAGGCAGAAGCUGCAGGAAGAAACAGAGAAAUAUAAGGAGGAAAGCAAGCAACAUGCUCUGACAAUUGUCGCUUUAGAGGAGAGGUUGCUGGAGGCCAAACAGCAGCAGAAGACACUGGAGGAGGAAAAGGCAGCACUUGUGGGAAAAAUGGAAGGAUUUGGGGAUGAUGCCCACAUAUUGACGUUAGGAGCCUUGCUGGAGGUGUCUCCUGCCACAGUGCCACACUGCUGUCUGAGGAAAUUGAGGGAGGAGCUGGCAGCGGCGCGGAGCGUGCUCCUGUCCAAGGAGACCAUCAUUGCCGGACUAACCAAAGAGCUGGGGGAAACCAGAGCCAGGAUUUUGGACUUGAGAGGGGAGUUGAGCGAGGAGCAGAAGGUGGAACUGGAGCAGAAUGUGAGCCGGGUGAAACAGCAAGAGUGGGAACUGAACCUGCUCCGGGAGAAGCUCUCCCAGAUGUCCAGCCUGGUGGAAAAGAAGGAUCGAGCCCUGGAAGCAGCAGCCGAAGAGUUAAGACAAGCACGAGCCCACUGCCAAGCUCUGGAGAAUGCCUCCCGAGAAACGACGAAGGACACUGCUCCUGAGAAGGAUGCUCCUGGGACGGUGAUGCCGGUGGGUGAAGUCUCCGAGAGGGAGCCAACAUUGGACUUGGUCAACCUCGGUGCGAAAUGUCGACGUCUCAGGCACGAGGAGACGAUCCGGCGCCAAAAAGAAGGCUUGGCCGAGCUCCGGGAGAGAGUAAAGAUGCUGGAGAAGAGGCAGUCCUCAGCUGUCACGAAGAAGGGUUUGGAGCCACUGGUGGUCCUGAUGAAAGAUUUACCAGAGGGAAUUUUCCAGAAAGCAGGUCUCGAGAAGGAAACUGCAUCCAUUUUGGGCACAGAACUGAAGGCCAGCAAGGCUCCUGGCCGUGUUCCUAAUGGAGGCUUGUACAGGGCAGCUGGUUGGGCAGCGAGCUCAGAGAUGGAUGAUGUGACAAACCUCGGCGAGAAGAUGUACCUUGAUGUAAUUGGUGCUCUGGGAAGCCUGAUGAAGGUGAAGGAGCUGUCAGGAAUGCAGCCUCUGAAGUGCCUCCCUCCAGAGGAGAGGGAAAAAGCGGGGCUGCAGCGAUGGAAGGACCUGGAGCUGCUGUACAAUAAGAUCAGGAACCUCAAGAGUCAUCUGGAGAGAAAAGAAGAGGCGCUGAAAGAUUACGAUGCCAACGUGGAGCAGCUCAGGCUGAACCAAGCGUCCCUGCAAAGGUGCCAGAAGGAGAUGGCCAAACUGGAAGAAGAAGCCUACAGGCAGGCAGAGGAGAAGGCUCUGCUGAAGGAGGCUUUGGAGAGGACACAGCUUCAGCUGAGCCAGGAGAAGCAGCUGCUGCGAGCGGCCAGACUGCACAAGCCUGGCGCCAAGAAGCCCUUCUGCUUGGGGAAGCUGAAGGCCAAAGAGCACACAGCAGAAGCCCUCAAGAUGGGAAGCACAUAGGGGUGAUACCACGCAAGCCUUGGGUCAGUGAAGCUCUGUGAUCGGAAAGGGUUGUCAGAGUGUGGAUUCUGCAAUGUUGGACAUGGUACGAGGUGUGGGUGCGUGUAGAGGAGCCCCUGUUGAUGUCCUGUAGCUCCUUGGCAUGCUGGUGUGACUGCACGGUGUGGAGGACAUUAUUUUCCCAUAGUACCUGUCCCAUACUGCAUGGUGGGGUUUAUGGGAACAGAAAAAGUGGUGUGGGUACAGCGUAGUGUAUACACGUAUGUUGAUGUACAUGAAUACAGCCCAGUGUAGGUGUGGA